Messenger RNA from Prorocentrum cordatum, 1029 nucleotides. Lineage: Eukaryota; Dinophyceae; Prorocentrales; Prorocentraceae. The record is from the annotation of a GenBank genome assembly.
AUGUCGCCUCUCGCCCCCUCGCCUUCUGUCACUGCUUCGCCUCCCGACCUGCGCCAAGCUUUGUUCUGGCAGGCCCACCCCUUGCGCGGGCCGCGAUGGAAGCUCGCCCGCGGCAGGCCAAUGGAGGAUGGCGGAGGCGCCCCCAGCCGCUGGGACGACGGCGAGGGCGGCGAUGUGUGCUUGCUGGAGCUGCGCUACCAGGCGGCGCUGCGCGCGCUCCGCGCUGAGGCGGGCCUGGACCCAGAAGCCUCGCGUCGGCGAGCGCGCGAGCUGAAGGAGUUGUCGCGGGAGGUGCGCCGCGCCAAGCACUUGUUGGCCAGCCGUGGAGCGAGGCCCGCCUGGAGCAGCUACCCGCAGCCAGUCGAGCUGCCGCGGUGCCCGGGCGACCCCAGGUUUGUGCGCAGCUUCGCGGUGGACGAGCCCGACGCUGCUCGGGAGUUCUUCGGCCACUUCGGAUUCGUCGUCUUUCACGGCGUCCUGGGCGACGCCGACUGCAGGGCGACCGUGGACGAGAUAUGGGCGUACCUCGAGCGGCGCAUCGCGAACCUGCGCCGCGGCGACCCGGAGACGUGGGGCCUGCUGUCGCGCCAUAAGUACGGGUUGCCGCCAGCCCAGGCGAUAUUCACGGAGCAGGUUCGUUCCGACGGUUUAUGCUCAUGCCGCUGUUUGUUCCUCUGCGUAUACGCCGCUCUGGAUGCGGUGUUGCCUCGCCUCCCUGAGGGCGAACAACUUCCUUGGGUCUCCCCGCACCCGAGCCCGAACAGCGUCGUGGUGUCGAACGACCGCUGGUGCCUCUACCCGCCGGCCCUGGGGGACCCCCGGCGGGCCACGCCCGCGAGCCUUCACCUUGAUGUCAAUCCCUGGUCCUACGUCAGCCAGGAUCGCCCACGGAUCUCGAGUCCCUGCGGUACGAGGCGUCCGCUGAGCAGGCGCGCACAGGCGACGAGGCCCUCCCCCUGCCGGACUUCCGCGCAGAGAUCUCGGCCGUCCAGGGCGCGGGGGCGGGGCAGCACGUGCAGGGCGUGCUGA